Messenger RNA from Phragmites australis (common reed), 1386 nucleotides. RefSeq lists its product as uncharacterized. The transcript is spliced from 2 exons. NCBI's taxonomy places the organism in Eukaryota, Viridiplantae, Streptophyta, Magnoliopsida, Poales, Poaceae. The coding region runs from base 1 to 639 and encodes 212 amino acids. The record is from RefSeq and is a predicted model, not a curated record.
AUGAAUGCUACGCAAGCAGCACUCCAUCAGAAACUCACUCUCUUUCUCCCAAAAAAAAAGUAUAAUCUCUACUACUUAAAUUUAAGUACUAGUGAUUUUCGUGUCCCUCCCUCUGUUCCUGACAAGUGGUCUCCUUUCUCGUCCGUUCGCAUCGCGCCAGUCUACCCCGCCCGCGACCUCCGCGCUGCCACCCUCCGCCGCUCCGCGCCGCACUGGUGCGCUGCCGUCGUCGCCGCCUCCUUCUUUUCCCCGCCCUUCCGACACCGCCGCUGCCACUUCUGUUGCCCACCCGCUCCUGUAGCAGCCGCGCGUACCCCGAGGCCCCGCGCGAAUGCCAAGGUCCGGGCGAAGCUCCUGGCGGAGGCGAAGCCCAGGGACCCCUGGCUCGCCUCCCUCUCGCUGCUCCCGGCAGACGAUGGCGCCGCCGUUCGAUCCCCUCCCCUGCAACUCCUCCGCUGCCUCCAGAUCCCCCCUCGCCGCUCCACGCUCCGCUCCCACCGUCUCCCUCUCCCUCCCUCCAACACCUCCUUCAUUCCGUCAAAACCACCGGCGUUCUCCCCACCGCUGCGAUUUUUGAGCGGCGCUGGAGGUCUCCGUCCAGGUGUGGUGUCCAUGUCACUGGAGUUCAAAAUCGAGUGAGCUAACAUCGAGGAGGUCAAGUCCCCCAACAACACGAGCGUUGCUACCGUCGCCAUCAAGAACGCCGACGCGUCGGUCUACAAGAUCAUCCACGGCUACCUCAAGCAGAAGAACACCUCCAUCAUCGGAGUCGUCGCCAAUGUCGCCAUGAAAGCGGCUUCCAAUAAGUAUACUACUAGUUUAACACAACGCUCAGUAAUCAGUUUGUUUGUGCUAGAUUCAUGGGGGAAAAGAAAAAAAAUCAACCAAUUGCUUUGCGUGCUGUCCAAAUUAUCGAGGAAGAUCUCUGAUGUUUUCGACAGCUUACUUCAGCAGCAGCAGAGCAAGUGGGGAAAUAAGACUGGGCCUUUGCCCUUGGGGAUUUCAUACUGUAUUGCUUCCUGCAGCAUGAUAUUGCUAAACAAGGUUGUUCUCUCCAGCUACAAUUUCAGUGCCGGCAUAUCACUGAUGUUAUAUCAGGUAACUGUUACAUUUUAUACUCGUCAUUUCUAGAGUAAUCAUUAUAAUAGCAGUGUGGAUUUGUUUACGCGACAUUUGUUUGUUGUUCAUCGCAUAAACAUGUGUAUGCAUAUGUGAUGCAAUGUUAUUGGCAAACUGUAACCAUUGAGCUGAUCAGGGUUCAAAUUAUUGUUCAGAACCUUAUAUCUGUAGUCAUUGUUCUGGCACUUGAGUUCUUUUGUGUAAUUUCAACGGAAAAACUCAUAUGAAAGUUGAUUAAAGUUUGGAUCCCUAUGAAUCUUAUUUUCA